AAUGUGUACAGUGUACUGCAAAACUGAUAAUUUCACGGCUAAAGCUUUUUAAGAAGAUUGGAGCAGCUUGCUGCUGGUUUGCUUCGUUGCCACCUUCAGGUCAUCGUCAUUGCAUGAUAAAGGCUGUGGCAGAGUCAUCUUCAUCACUCAUACAGCAUUUCCAUAGUUUUUUCUUCAGUGCGGUAGUACCAUGAAGGGUGGAGGAAGGGGUAAGGAGCCACCUGUUGCAGGGGAGGUCACUGGCAAGCGCCCCAAGCGCAAAUGCCUGCAGUGGCACCCACUUCUCUCCAAAAAGGCUCUGGAUUUCUCUGAAGAGGAAGAGGAGGAGGAUGAAGAGGAGCUGGAGAAGCAGCCAGUGCUGUGUGGGCAGGAGCAGGGCUCGCAGGUACAGUGUGGAAGCACAACAGAAGAAGUAGAGGAGGACUCAAAUGAACAGCGGGCACGGCGGCCAAUGAAUGCCUUCCUCCUCUUCUGCAAGCGCCACCGUUCCCUGGUGCGGCAGGAGCACCCCCGCCUGGACAACCGUGGGGCCACUAAGAUCCUGGCUGACUGGUGGGCUGUGCUCGAGCCCAAAGAGAAGCAGAAGUACACUGACAUGGCCAAGGAGUACAAGGAUGCCUUUAUGAAGGCAAAUCCGGGCUACAAGUGGUGUCCCACCACCAGCAAACCAGUUAAGAGCCCAUCCUGCCAGCCAGUCAGCAACCCCCGCAAAAAAGUUUGGUCCUUCUCUUCCAACUCAACCAAGGACUCCACCACUGCCAAAAAAGUGCCCAAAACUGACAGCAUGCCACAGUUAAACUUUGCCAUGGCAGAUCCUACAAAGAUGGGAGGCCUUAGCAUGCUGCUGUUAGCGGGGGAACAUGCCCUCACGAACAGAGAGAUCCCCUCCAGCACUAAACCUAGUUUACCUGACACCGCCGGUGAAGGGAGCUCCUUUCCAGGGGAUGAGGAAGAGAUGUUGUCUGGGACAAUACCGAACAGAGUGCCUGACAUUACUGAAAGCAGGGUCAAGUCUGCCUUUUCCCCACUGGCAGAGUCAUCUCUCUCUGCGGCACCUGAAGGAAAACCAUGCAGACAGUCUGCUCUCUUCCAGCUUGCUGAGAUGUGCUUAGCGUCUGAAGCUGGAAAGAUGGACACAGUCGUAUCUCCGCCUGAAGACAGCUCCUCUACAGCCUCUCUCCAGCAAACUGCAGUCAAGCCAGAGAUCAAGGAGGAGAAAGCCGACACUGACGACUGUCCUCCCUCCUCUCACACAUCAGCCCUCUUACCUUUGCUUUCCUCCGUCACUUCUACCUCCACUGACGCCAUUCCCCCACAACUCAGCAGCCAAAAUGCACGUGUCAAAAACAAGAGCAAGAAAAAAGAGGCGGCCAAGUCAAAUGAUAAUGAUGAGAUCCCUUGUUCAGCAAAGAAGAUCGUCAAGAAGUGUAACCAUGCAGAAUCAAACAUGGACAGCGUCUUCAGUACGAUUGAGGCAGUGGCCAAAGGGGCCUGGAAGGACACAGAGGAGAAGCCCAAUAAGAAGAUCCAGAGCACUCAUAGUGGUGGAAACUCUACUGCACCCAAAAAGAAGAGUAAGCCCAAAGUCAAGACCUUCGUCAAAGAAAGAGAGGAGGAGAUGGAGAACGACGGUGGGCAGUGUGGGCAGAACAGUUCCUCCGAGGUGGAGAUGAAGGAAGAGACGACUGACGUCAGUCCCAAGACAGAAGCAGAAGAGGCAAGUAUAGGAAGCACAGACCUUCAGGGCAGCACGGCAGAGCCCCAUCACUCCCCCCGUAGCCCCCCACCCACUAAACUCAAAGAGGAGGACAAGGGGAAGGAAAGGUCGAGUGAUGGGACCUGUGAAUCCAACACAGAGAACCGCGGCUCCAGGAAAUCAGAACGGAGUUGCAAAGGCGCCUUGUAUAAAACCCUCGUUUCUGAGGGAAUGCUGACUUCACUGAGAGCCAAUAUUGACCGAGGUAAAAGAGGUGCUUUCCGCACUUCUGACCAUGACGCAAACUGGAGUGAUGACAGCUGGACAGUUUCUCAGAUGGGACCUAAUAACCCCAAGAAGCUGAAAAAGUCCAAGUCCAAAGAUGAAUCUUCACACGGCCUAGGAAAACUGGAGGAGGAGUUUGAAAGGAAGUUUAACAGCCUGCCACAGUAUAGCCCAAUGACAUUUGAUAAGAAGGGGACUGCUGUCAUGAAGAAGAAGAAGACUGACAGCUCCGCUAUCCAAGAGGAAGUGUGUAAAGCUGGAAAAGGGCCAUCUCCAUCUCAGAAAAAGACUUCAUUCCACAAGAUUGUUAGGAAGCACAAACACAAAAAGGAGAAACCAGGUGCAGUGGACAAAGUGGUACAGAGUGAUUCCGGCAUGCUGGAUUCAGCUUCAAAAGCCAAAUCAUGUGCCCCCGUUGCCAUAAUGUGCCCAGAUGUCCAGGGCACCACUAGUAUGGAGAUGCUAGUGGGUAGCCAGAAGAGGAAGGCUAGGAAGACCAAGAUCACACACUUGGUGCGCACAGCCGAUGGCAGUGUGUCUCCAGUGGAGGAGGACAAAACUAGGGACCUGAACCAGGAACAGGAUAAGAAGCCAUUACCCCAACAGAAUUUAUGCAAUGAAAAAGGGUGCUACAGUAAUCCCACAGAAGAGGAAGCAGAGAGGAGCACCGUACCGCAAGAGCUACCUGCUUUCUUCAGCCUGGCAGCCCUCGCUGAGGUAGCAGCCAUGGAAAACGUUCACAGAGGCCAGAGAGGCUUGGCUGAGAGCCAGAAGAAAGAGCUCUCCCAGACUCCAGUCCUCAUCUCCUGCGCUGAUCAGUGAAACUCUGUUGCUGUUUUGAGAAGCCACAACAUGGACUUUGGCAGUGGAGCUUUACUUUCCUCAGUGGUAACCCCACGCUAAAGGGAGACUUGAUCAGGAAGCUUUGGACCGACUCCACCUUUCUCUUGUGGUGAAUUUGCUUGAGCUUGGGUUCAUGUUGGAGGAAAGAGACCCUCUCCUCCUCCUUGCUCCUCACUAUCUCAGUGUUUUCCCCGAAGCCUUCCUUUGAGGGAGGAUGCCUUUCUUAACUCCUCUCACCCCCCUUAGAUGCUCUGUUAGGGCCUGUGGAAGAACCAAGCUGUCCCCCAGUGCAUGGCUUCCCUUAUAGAGAUGGUUGUCAUGGGUUUAUCGUACACCGUUUUGUCAAGUAGAGGCCAUUUUUAAGGUCUUGCGAUUUAAAAAUAGCAUUUUAGGUAGGGAGAAAAACCCCAACACUGCAUUGGUUUUCUAGAUGAACACAGCUUUCUGUUACCUUUUUACCUCACACACACGCCUACUGAAGAGUUCCCUCCACCUCUGGUAGAAUACCUCUGUAUUUCAAUAGCUCUUAUCCCUUCCAUUCCUUCCAGCUUCAACCCAAAAGAACUUUAACCAGGGUAAAUGAUCAUGAUGGAUAUACUUCCAUCACCAACUACUUGCUUAGUGUUUCCCUGUGGUACACUAAUGUGGUGUACUCAAACUGCGAAGAAGUCACGGUUGAGUAUUUGAUAUGUACGUUAAGAUAAUGCUACUGUAAAACAGUAUGUGUUAGCUAGAAAUAAUCAUAUUAGACUGAAUGUGUAAGAGUAGACCUGUGCGUACCCUUGCAUCUGAACCUGAGCUGACUAUAGCUGAGGGUGUUUGUUUGUCCUUUUUAUCCUUAGGUGGGAGGUUCACAGAGUCCCUGACAGGCUUAUGAGGCAGUAGUUCAGCUUAAAAACUGCUUCUUGUGAUGGGGAGGUUGUGUGAAAGUGAUUCAAAUAUAGCCUUAACCUUCCCACCUAGACCUGCUUUGCAAGGGCGUAGGUUUGCAUACGGAUGGUAGGAAUGUGUCCUACCAAUGUUUUGGGAGGUAAGAAUCAUUUGCAUUAUCUUUGCAGUUCAGUCAUAUUACAAACCUGAUUCCAAAAAAAUGUAAGGUUAAAUCAGUGAAUCAGGGAAUAAAUGACCCCCUUGUAAUUUUUGGCAGCCCCCUCAGUCACUACAUCCUGAGUGGGGGAGGGGACUUGCGGUUUUGCCACCACAAAGCCCUCAACCAGUCCUAAAGUCAGUGUAGACAUAAAUAUUGAAAUGCAGUUUUUGUCAAUACUUGAUCUUAUUGCAGUUUGCGUAGCAAUUAGAAAGGUUAAUUCCUUGUGUGCAACUUAUUUCAUGGAAAAGGUGUUUUGUUUUUUUUUUGGUUGGUUGUCGUUUGUUUGGUUAUUACGUAAACACUGCACUAAUUUGUAGCUGAAGUUUGAGUUGCUCUUGGAAGUGUAAUAAAAUGCCUUGUCUCCAUUGGACACAGUGUUCUUACACCGUAGCCUCUCAAUGAGGUCUUCACUGUCCUCUGGCACCAGAAGCCCCAACGUAAAAGAUCUGGAAUAUUUGUUCUAUUAAAUUGUUCUACACUACAUCUAUAUUAAGAUGAGCAAUUGAGGAAAAAAAAAACAACAACUCAGAAAUAAAAUAUUCAGUUUAUUGAUUUAAUGUUCCUCUCAGAGCUAA
Chelmon rostratus (copperband butterflyfish) is the source of this 4489-nucleotide messenger RNA. RefSeq names its product HMG box transcription factor BBX. Gene Ontology annotation, molecular function: DNA-binding transcription factor activity, RNA polymerase II-specific; RNA polymerase II transcription regulatory region sequence-specific DNA binding. The record is from RefSeq and is a predicted model, not a curated record. Lineage: Eukaryota; Metazoa; Chordata; Actinopteri; Chaetodontiformes; Chaetodontidae. The transcript is spliced from 16 exons. Gene Ontology annotation, biological process: regulation of transcription by RNA polymerase II. Gene Ontology annotation, cellular component: nucleus. The coding region runs from base 191 to 2803 and encodes 870 amino acids.